Molecule: messenger RNA, 285 nt
Organism: Parastagonospora nodorum SN15
Lineage: Eukaryota; Fungi; Ascomycota; Dothideomycetes; Pleosporales; Phaeosphaeriaceae
Exons: 3
Coding region: 1-285 (94 amino acids)
Source: RefSeq, a predicted model, not a curated record
AUGGAGAUCUUGCUUUCAGGCGUAGAGACAGCUCACUCGGACAAUUGUGAAGAGCAAUGCCUCGGCUUAGCCUGCAUCUCGACCCCGACGAUCAUCAAAGUCGACUCGCGUGAGCAGCCACACAAUCAAGUGGCCAUGAUCUGCCAGCCUCAGGAAGGUACCCGCAAUGUUUCAAGCGCACUGUUCGGCCUGUCAGACGGCCGCAAGCAGCUCGGUGGCAUCUCCACAGCGCCUGUCAAUCGUUUCACAACUUUGGGCCGUCUACUUCGUCAUGACCUGACUUAA